CGGGCUGUGUCGCUAGGGGAUGAACGGAUACUUCAGGAGGAGCGUCACGUCUCCGGCUGGUGAAGGAGCACACAUCUGGCGCGCAAAUGGAACAUUUAAAAACCUUGGUUUCCGUGGUUUAACUGAGCCGAGCCGAUACCAGGGUGACUCUGUAGCAGCGGAGAGAAGAAAAGUCGCGGAUUUUAUCUUAUUUGGGAAAUAUUUGAGAGACAGAUGGCUCUUGGAGGCGCGUGCCGUGCGUAAAAGGCCAUUUUUGUGUGUUUAUCAGUAGAUUUCUGACCUUCUAAUGCAGCAAAGAUUAAUAAUUGUGAAAAGUGUGGAGGAAUCGUUGUAAGUUGAUGAAAACAUCUAAUUAAAAACAACGAGCCGAGCCACUUGGACAGACUCAGUCGGUUACAGGUGGUUUUCACGCUGCGCACCACUUUGUCUCCGUCUGGAUCUCAACACGCCCCAUGGGUCAUCAUCAGAACCGGGUUCUGACAUGACAGGCUGCGUUUUCUGAUCUUCUUGAGAGCAAUUUUUCGGUUUGAGACGGGAGCGACCAGCUUCUAAAUGAUCAGCUCGGUGUGCGUUUCGACUUACCGAGGGCGCAAGUCAGGAAACAAACCUCCGUCCAGAUCAUGUUUGAAGGAGGAGAUGUCCAGAGGCGAAGACUCGGACAAGAUCAUCAUUAACGUCGGCGGUACCCGACAUGAGACCUACAAGAGCACUCUCCGGACGCUUCCGGGCACGCGCCUGGCGUGGCUGGUCGAGUCGGACUCGCAGGGCAGCUGCGACUCGGACGCAGAGCCUCCGAGCUGCACCGAGUUCUUCUUCGACAGGCACCCGGGCAUCUUCGCCUACGUGUUGAACUACUACCGGACCGGAAAGCUGCACUGCCCGGCCGACGCGUGCGGGCCGCUCUUCGAGGAGGAGCUCGCCUUCUGGGGAAUCGAUGAGACCGACGUGGAGCCAUGCUGCUGGAUGACCUACCGCCAGCACCGGGACGCAGAGGAGGCCCUUGAGACAUUCGAGCCACCGGACCCGGAGGAUACCGACGAUGACAAAGACACGCCGAAGCGGUUCGGAAUCGAGGACUGCAGCGACAGGUCCAGGGGCUGCUGCGAAGUUUGGCGACCCAAAGUCUGGGCCCUGUUCGACGACCCUUACUCAUCCAGAGCUGCCAGGGGAGUGGCACUCAUCUCUCUCUUCUUCAUCCUGGUUUCCAUCACCACCUUCUGCCUGGAGACUCAUGAGGCCUUCAAUGAAUUAAAAAAUACUACACAGCCAGAUGUCACAGCCAGCAGCACAAAGGAAGAGGUGAUGCCUGAGAUGGUCCCUUACCCAAUUUUCUUUUUGGUGGAGGGCGUCUGUGUGGUGUGGUUCACCAUUGAAUUCCUGGUGCGUAUCAUCUGCUGCCCAAACAAAGUGGUCUUUGUUAAAAACACCCUUAACAUCAUUGACUUUGUGGCUAUUCUGCCGUUUUACUUGGAGAUGUGCCUGAAAACCCUGACAUCCAAAGUUGCCCAUGACGUGCUUGGUUUCCUCCGUGUGGUGCGGUUUGUAAGGAUCCUCCGGAUCUUCAAGCUUACGCGCCACUUUGUUGGCCUGCGUGUUCUGGGUCACACGCUGAGGGCCAGUGUCAACGAGUUCCUUCUGCUCAUUAUCUUCUUGGCUCUGGGGGUGCUCAUCUUUGCCACCAUGAUUUACUAUGCCGAGCGCGUCGGAGCUGACCCCAGGGACCCCACGCAGACCAGCCACACGUACUUCAAGAACAUCCCCAUCAGCUUCUGGUGGGCAGUGGUCACCAUGACAACGUUGGGCUACGGGGACAUGUAUCCAAAGACAUGGCUGGGCAUGAUGGUAGGGGCUCUGUGCGCGCUGGCUGGCGUGCUGACCAUCGCCAUGCCCGUUCCUGUCAUCGUCAACAACUUUGGCAUGUACUACUCACUGGCUAUGGCCAAGCAGAAGCUGCCAAAAAAGAAAAAGACGCACACGUACAACCCAGACGCCCCGACUGACUCGGCUUCGUUUGUGAAAUCGGAAACAAACUCACACAUAGACAGCACUCAGAGCGACACGUACCCACUGGCUGCUGAGGAGAACAUCAGCAGGAACCGCUCAGUCAUCCUGUCAGACUCCAAACAGAAUGGGGAUGCAAAUGUGGCCCCUUCAGAUGAGGAAGGCUGCAGUAUGACCCAGCCGCUGUCCCCCAGUGAGAAGUGGUCCCUGCGGUGUUCUCGAGGCAAAGGCAAGAACAAGAAAGAGGCCACCUGUUUUCUCCUGACAUCUGCAGACCCCAACAUCCAUGGUGAGAGCUGUAAAGACAUUCUCAGUGCGACUGGAAACUUUUCUCAGCCAGAGGUCACCACUCUGACCUGAUGAUGAGUUACUCGGCGUACGGAGAGGACAUCAAGUCUGCUGUUUAUUAAAUCACAGCUGUUUUAUUUCCCCAUAAGCCAAUUGCAGAACCAGUUCUUCUAAUAUGAGACAAGUUUUUUGUUUCCUCAUGUAUCCAAAAGCCUGUAGAACAUCAGUUCAGUAAACAUAUACGCUCGUUUACAUUUUGCAUGUAUUGCAUGGUCCAGGAUUGAAUGCUGUACAAGUAAAGAUCUGGCAGAAACUUGUAUUCUUGUCAUUUAGUGGAUACAAAAUACAAAUUCUUCUCAGUUACUGUUUUAUUAUGAGCACUGGGCUCCUGCUUAUAUAUUUGGAGAACAAAUUUUCCUUCAAAGUUGGAAAAAUGUAGUUAUUUUUUUUACUUUUUUGUCCCUUUCUGAUAGCUGCUAAAAAACAGACGUGUCUGCAACUUCCCUAAUUUGUAAACUGGUGUACAACAAGGUUUAUUCUGGUAUUUAUACUGUAAAACUACAUUUCUAGAUGUCUUUUUUUAAGAGAAGACACAUUCCAGUGGUAGAGUUCUGCAGGGUUGAGGAGGCUGUCAGUCAUUCCCAUAAAAAUUAAUGUGACGUGAUGUCCAGAUGACGCACACAGACUUGGACCAGUGGGUGAAGCCACACACUGCUUAAUGUGCCUAAAAGUCAGAUUGAAUAUUCUGUGACUUUCAGACAUGUUUUAUGUGUAAUUUAUGCUUUUUCAUUUAAAAUCUGCAUUAGAAUGAACAGUAAAUGUAUCUUUGACAGAAAAUCACCAGGACACUUUUUCUUUUUCACAAUGCAACUUUAGUCCAUGACGGCAACUUUUAUUAAUAACCUUUUAUGUCAGCCCCGCGGUUGUUCAACAUCCUUGCUGAACUCAGACGCAUCAUCCUUCAGAAGAAACAUCAGAGAUGUUGAGUAAGAAGUCUGGAUGAUCUGGUUUUCCUGUUUCUGCCUCGUAUCACUCACCAUAAACUCUUCAACAACAGGAAAGUUAAAAAAAAUGGUUUGGCUGUAUUAUCUGUGUGAUUUCCUUCAUCUCUGCUCAGCUGAUGCUUCACUAGUGGCUGACUCUGGACCAAAAAGCAGACUUGAUUACAUUACAGGGCGUAUGCAAGUAAAAACGUCACAAUUCCAUGGGUGCGUAAUGGAGUUUAUAUGUCUGCAGUAAUGUUAUUUAAUUUGUGUCUUUUUGCUUAAGCUUACGUUGAACCUGUUAAAACCCCAGAAGCAGCAGCAUUAUUGUCUGUUUAACAUUUCCUCAUGGUCUACCAUAGAGGCCUUAUGUUGAAUAAUAAACAAAAAGGAAGUUUGUGUUAUUGUUAGACUAUUUCUACACCUAGAGUCUGUUUUUCUGUAGAUGCAGCUGUAAUUAUGUAGCACAGUAGAAUAUUGUGAAUCAUUCAACCCUUUAAUGAUGCAUAAAGAGCUGUUAACCAACAAAGAAAGAUUAUUAUUUUGAUAAUUCAUAUUUCUAACACCUGUUUUCUGUUUUUGCUGAUGACAAUUCUCUUAUCAGACAAGCACAUGUUGAUAUUUACUCAUUAUGGAUUGUAUUAGUGAUGAACUAAAGCCCAAACUGUCUGGUCUGUUUGUGUGUGCGUUUGAGAGAGAGAGAGAGAUGUGUGUCACAUCAUGAAGGCAUGUUUCUCUAUGCAGAAAUACAAAUAAAACUCAUCCUUUUCCUGGUGUUAAAGAGAAGUUGGUGUUAUUUUAUAUUUUCUGUAAAUCAAAGUUCCAGCUGCUCAGUCCGUUAACUGUUCAGCUAUUUAUAAACCAGCUAGCAGACAGCGUUGUGCUGCUCGCAGCACUGUAACAACAACCACAGAUGUGCCUCCUGCUCUCUCCAGCGUCUGUGAUUAUGUGCCAAAGGUGUAGAUGGCACACAGAACACGUCUCCAUGGAGAUCUGGGAUGACAGGCAACACUAAUUAAUGCUCGGCUGCCUGCAUCCUUUCUCUCCCUCCCUUUGUCACAUGCAAAUAAACGCUGAGCUCUUUUUCUCUCAUAUAUACACUCAUCCUCUGUUCCUAUAAGCAGGAUUAUCAUUACAGUCGCUCCCUGAGAGGAGCGGAUGUUUGAUGCUUGGGGAUGCUUUUUUGCAGCACACUCUGCUGCAGAGGGGGAAGAAGGAGAGCAGCAUGUCAGAGGGAGUCGAAAGCUUGAGCAGCACAUGGAUACGAGCAACAGCUUGUGGUUUCUACCAGAGCUUUCAUGAACUUAGAGAGAAAAGCACCAAGAAGAGGCUCUUAUUCCAAAAGAUCAUUAGUUUAGAUUAGGAUCACAGUUUCCAUCAGUUGAGCUUUUUUUUAAAAAAAAAAAUAAGCAGAUAUAUUUAUUUUUGGUAUAGGUUCAGGAUUCUUGUUGCUUUCCUCAUAAGCACCAAAACUACCAAAAAGUUAAUCAGAUCUCCAGAUUUAACCUUUGAGCUGCAUUUCACCUGCUAAAAACAAGAAAUCCCCCUGAAAUCUAAAAUAAUUCAUUUUAAUGAUUUUAAAUCAAUAUUUUGUUUGCAUAAAAAUGGUUGAUUUUAUUCAUUGAAUAAAAUGUUUUUGUUGUUUAACAGUAUAAAAUCAGGAAGUAAAGGUUGAAAUUUAUCCUACUGUGUGAAAUCUUAAAUUACCAAAAGCAUAGGAGGGACACCAUGAAAAAAAAUUUGCUUGAGGAAAUAAAUAAAAAAAUCUGUUUUGUUGCUCAUAGGUUAAAAUGAUGUUUUCUGCUUUUUAAAACUGUGUAAAGCUUAGAAUUACCAUCUGACUCAUUAUAAACAGCCUUUGUUUACAUCCUAUAGGACUGAUGAGCUAACGGCUAGUCUAAGUGCAACCAAAACGAAAGUAGAAAAACGGGUUAAUAAAGUGAAUCGAUUAUUUUAGAUUUAAGCAGAUUUUUUUUCAUUUAAUUAGAUCAACUGGAUGAGUUUAAUAAGAAAAUGCUUUUUAAUAAUAUUGGGAAAAUUGCUGCUAAAAUGUAAAAUCUAUGAAGGCCCUCGCCUUUCAUGUUCGAUUAAACAAAACCCAAAUAACCAAACAUAGAAUUUCAGGCCUUCUAUCCCAGGAAUAAUAUAAUUUUUUAAAUAAAUUAUUGAAAAAUAAAUUUCUCCUGUAAUUGAAAGGGACUUUACGGAGUUUUGAAUUUUUUUGCUCGCGAUUGCCCCCUCAGGCCAAAAGUGUAACAGCAGCUUGAAUAGUAGGCUCGUGCACAAGGCGCGGAUGCUGUACGUGCACACUCCUUAACGAAAAUAACAGCUGAGACAGUCAGCUCCGUGUGUGUGUGUGUGUGGCCCGGAGAACAGAGGACGGGAGAACGUGCAGAUAAUUUGGUUCUGUAACUUUCUCUUCAGCACAGCCGACAAAGGUUUAAGAUAGGGGUUGCAUGACUUAAUUUUUUUUAAAGUCGACAGUCAAGUAAUGAAAAUCGAGUCGACUUCGACUAGUCGUUGAUGACGUCAUACACCUGAAGCGGCGCGCGCGGGGGGGUAGGUUCGCUGGAGUUUUUGACAAUUAAAAUUGCGCCCACAUUUUCAAAGUUAAACACAUUUCUUUUAACAACGGUAGUUUCUGCUUCAGCCCUCUCCCCCCUCCCCCUGUGCAGCGGCCGCAAACUCACUGGUGCGCCUGCAGCCUCUCAGAGUUCCUGCUGAUCUAAACAUUAAAAUAGUUAUUUCAUUUUCUGUUCCUCACUUCUGAUUACCUUCAAUGGUGUCUGUUUGUUGCAACCACCAGGUACAAAAACUAACUUGUUUUUAUUUGACUAUUUUUCUGUCCUGCCUGUUUAUUAUCUUCCGCAUCUCCUCUCAAUCCUAAAGAAAAACUGCUACCUGGGUUCAUUUAUAUUCACCUUAUGAGUUACCUUUGAACUGCAGUUCUAAAAGAUCUACUGACCACAAAAACAGCCGAGUGCCGCUGCUCGCCGGCCGACUACAACGGGACCGUUUUUGUUGCGGAGUUUGUGCCGGAGCGGAGCGGAGAUAGUGGAAUUUUGGGGGUGCAUCACCGGAGAACAAAACAUGUGAUGAGCCUCGCUCCGCAGCAGCGAAACGCAUCAGACACAAAUAACAGACAGAAAACAUUAAUGGAAAUGAGCCUACAUGAACGAUCGCGUGUUUAAUUUGUUUUUGAGGUGGUGACACCUGAUUUGGCGGUGCUCAGGACGCAGAUGUCUGGAGCGCGUCAACGAUCAGAGCUUUGCAUGCGCAAACUGGUUAAGAUUAGGAUGGGGGUGAGGGGAAGGUAAAAUUGCAAGAGGGAAAAGGUCACAGUUUGGUUAAAUGACCGUUUUACCGCCGGUGUCAGUACCGACGCUCUGGCACAGCAUGUCGCCUCCACCUCCCGACGCAGGGGCUCAUCAAAUCAACUUUAUUUAUAUAGCACUUUUCAUACAAAAAAAAUGCAACUCAAAGUGCUUUACAGAUUAAAAUGGCCCCAUAGAUCCCAUACUUCCAUCC
Molecule: messenger RNA, 6800 nt
Organism: Nothobranchius furzeri (turquoise killifish)
Lineage: Eukaryota; Metazoa; Chordata; Actinopteri; Cyprinodontiformes; Nothobranchiidae
Gene: kcnc4
Product: potassium voltage-gated channel, Shaw-related subfamily, member 4
Biological process (GO): potassium ion transmembrane transport; protein homooligomerization
Cellular component (GO): dendrite membrane; axon terminus; neuronal cell body membrane
Molecular function (GO): protein binding; delayed rectifier potassium channel activity
Source: RefSeq, a predicted model, not a curated record